AUGUUUCUCUUGUUUUUGUUAUUAUAAUUGUAAUUCUAUUGAAUAUGGUUAUAUUAUAAUAUUAAUAGAUUUAUUUAUAUUAGAGAUUCAAAAAUAAAAUAAUAUAUAGAAUUGAUAUAUUCUAUUUAAAAAUAAAAAUAAAUCUCAUUUAUUAUCUUUAUUAAUGUUUGGUUUAUUUCGAUUUAAUAAAAUAGUUUUUUAAUAUUGGAAUGAGGGGAAAAAAACUGAUAAAUUAUAUUCGAAAGAUAUAAUAUAUUCAAAGAAUUAUUUUCAAUAGAAAUCGAAAUAACUCGAUCGAUUUAACAUAUAUUAUACGAACGGAAGAUAUUUAUUGAAAUAAAUAAAACUCUUAAAUAAAUAAUGAAAUCUUAUAUUAAUAUAAUAAAUCAUUUCAAUGGUUAGGCUAAUAUUGAUAGAAAUAAGAUUUUAUUUAAUUUAUUUAUUUUAAUUUAAUUGAGUUAACCCUUUGUUGGUGUUUUUUUGUUAAAAAUCUUUCUAUAGUUUUAUAAUGAAAUUAUUUUAUGUUAUUAUUGUCGAGAUUAGAUAAUAAUUAUAUAUUAUUGUUUUUCAUUAAAAAAAACUCUUUAUUUAGAAAUAAAAUAUCAUUUGUUUUGAAGAGUAUUCAAAUUGUUAAAACGAAUUUUUCAAAUUUAACCAAACGUUUUAUAUUAUUUAAAUGGAUUGAAAGAAUGGUUUUCAUAUUCGUAGAAUUAAAAAAAACAAACUUUCAUAUUAAAUCUUUAUUAUUGUUUUUUCAAAGCUAAUUUAAAUAGUUAACUAUCUCCUUGCAUUUGGUCCAAAAUUCGUUAUUUAUUAUAUAAAUCGAUUUCUAGAUGAAUCUAUAUUGAUUAUCUUAUUAUAUAUAAAGAUUGACAGCGAAGAUUAUUUAUUAUUUUAAUAAUCUAUUCUAGAAACAUUAUAUUGACCUGAACAGUUUUGACACAAUUUAUUUCUCUCCACUGAACGAUCGCUAACAAAUGAUUAAUAUUUCAUCUGAUUCGAAUGUGUUUUAUCGAAAAUCUGUUUUUAACUGCUAGAUAGAAAUGUUCUAUAAGACGAAAUAAUGAUAAAAUAGUUCGAAUUAUCGAUUAAAAAUUUCUAAGGAAAUAAAUUUAAUCGAUCCGUAUAAAAAUGUUUUGAAAAUAAAUUUAUUUGAAUAGGAUAUUUAUCGAUAUGGUUAAACAAAGAAAUUCGAAAAUAAAAAAUGAAAAUAUUUUGUUUUUUUUAUAUUUAUUAAUAUAGAAGUGAUGAUGUACCUGAUUAAUACAAUCGAGUUCGUUAUAUUCCAGAUUCUUGUAAAGUAUUGUCUGAUCUUUGGAAAAUAAAUAAAGAUUUUGUAAGUUAAAUAAAAGUAUUGAUAAGAAUGUAUCAAAAUCAUUGAAAGAAUUUCGUUUGAGUGAUGUUGCACGUUGUUAUCGCUCUCCAUAUAGAACAAAUGGUGCUUUAUCGAUUUUAAAUCAAACAGUUGAUGAUUUAAUUCAAAUACAUGAUUUUAUUGAUUCAAAAAGAAAAGAAUGGCUUAAACAAUUUAAAAAGAUUAUUGAACAAGCUAGAGAUAAACAAUCAACUGUUCGUCAAACAAUGACUGAACUAAGAGAUAAUUAUGAAAAAGCUCAACGAAAAUUAGAAACAGCUGAUGCCAAUUUAAAAAAAAAUGUUUUAAUGAUUCUUUGA
This is a messenger RNA of Rotaria sordida, 1674 nucleotides long. Lineage: Eukaryota; Metazoa; Rotifera; Eurotatoria; Philodinida; Philodinidae. The record is from the annotation of a GenBank genome assembly.